AUGGAGGAAAGGUUAAACGAAGGGGAGGAAAUCUUUACGCAUAGUGGGCAAGAGAUGCAUCCAAGUGUGAGAAGAAAAGGACAAAACAUUUACGAAUCCACAAGCUUUGACAAAAAAUCCCUAAAUUUUAACAAGCACAUGGCGCAUGCAAAUUAUCCCUUUUUAUUACACCCAGGUGAUAAAGGAGGCAGUCGUGAGUGGCAUUUGCAGAAUGCUCCUUAUGUCAACUUAGCAAGUGCGUAUGACCCCACCACGGGGCUCAGCAUAAGGCACCCCAAUGGCGACAGGCAAAGUGAAAUACGCCCAAGUAACGGAGAGCGUUGCAUGAAGAAGCAGAUCAGUAACAUCCCCAUGAGUAAUACCUCCAAGAGUAAUACCGGCAUGAAUAACCCCCCUAUGAAUAACCCGCCUAUGAGUAACCCCCCCGUGAAUACAUCCAACAUGACAGUAACAAACGGGGGGGGGUUGAACCCAAACGAUGGCAACUUGUACGCUUCCAUGUACAGUGGAGGAAUUCCCCAAAAAAAGGAAAGGCAAAAAAGUUAUGUGGGUGAAGACAAAAACUGGAGCAGUAAAGGAGGCUCCCUGAUCCCUAUAAGAAAAAAUCUCAGUGCUGCAAUUUUUUACCGAAACGGCCAGCACAUCGAUAUUGAUAGAAUGAAAAAUGCCACACUUGGGAGGUUCUUUACACCAAAUAGCAAUGCGCAGUAUGGUGAGGCAGACAAUUUGAUGAUCCACCAGAGUCUCAUAAACCAUGUUCAGCAGGAUGGUCAUGUUGGAGAGAAAGCUGAGGUGUAUACUCUUCUUCCUCGAGAUAACAACAGCUGUGAUUGUUUAACAUCUGUGCUUAGUAACGUCCCGGAGGGGUACAUUCAAAAUGUCCCAGCCAACUACCAAAUGGAGUGGAGGUGCAGUAACGAAUGGGGUGGGACCCAAACGCAGGGUGUCGCACCAAGUGGAAACAACCCCAACGCACAGAGUAACGGCAUUUCCCAUCUGAAUAGCAGUACCACCUCUCUUCCACAUAAUCGUUGUGCUUGUCCUAAUUUCCAGUUUGACAAGAAUGGCAAUAGCAACCUCUGUGGCAACCGCGGUCACCUUCACAGUGAUGUACACUUUAGUAACCACCCAACUGGCAAUUUAGUGUACCAUCCGGAUGGUUCCCAUAUCGCCAGUAGGACUGACUCAAUCCAUCUGAACAGGGACAUGAGGAAACUCCCAGCGAGUGAACACUUGCAUGUAAUUCCCCAAAAGGGUUGUUCAGGGAGCAAUUGUAGCUUCCACGUUACUGGUGAGGGGAUUAAUCAGAUGAAUCAUCCGAACCGUACAAAGUCACUGUUCGCAGAUCAAUGGAGUAAUGAGGAACUUCUCACCAAACGAGGGAACACGUCAACCUCAAACUAUAGGAUUAGGAGGAAGGGGGACAGUCCGCAUGGUGGUGAAUCGUACGAAAUGGGUGGCAGUGAGUAUGAACCGAGUGGGCAGCGCCAUCUGCAGGAAAGGCAGCACAAUUUGGUUAGUAGUGAGGGGUGCAUGUACCCUAAUGGAUUCCAGGUACAGACCCAGUUAAACCCAAAUGGAACCCUUCUAAUGAGUACUUGUGGUAGUUUCCCCAUUAAAGCUGCCAUUCCGGAAGACGGUAAUUUUAGCGCACAUAUGGGCAGCAGUAGGGAUUGCCAACCACUAAGCCCUCAGCAGGGGACAAUCCAAUUGGAGAAACAAAUGGCAAACUGUGCAGUUGCACGGAACGAUAACACGUAUAGCAGAAUGAAGAACCCGUCAACGUUGAACCCAAUUGUACAUGCAAAUGAGUUCACUCCAAUAAUCUCAGACAAUAUGAUCGGCAGUUCGUAUUCCUCCUUUGUAAAUAAUCCAGUGCAGAAUUGGCCACAUUUGGGCGAGGAAAAGUUCUUUCCCCCCAAGGGCAACUACUGCGUGAGCAGUAUAGAAAGUUCAUCCCCAUUAAAUGCCAACCAGAUGGGAGAUUCCACCGGAUUCAUAAAAAUGUAUAAUAAUAGUAAUACUUCUGGUGAAGACACUGAGGUUUCUGCCUAUGUGAAUAACUUGACCGGUGUGUAUGACAUGGCGCAGCGAAGCAUAAGUAGCAGCUCACGGCAGCUCAGCUUGUUGGAUGUGCCGAACGAGGUGAACAAUGAGCAGGAAGAAACUCUGCAGCGACAAAGGAUGUACGACUUGUAUGUGCAGUCGCUGUUGAAUGGGGCGAGUGGAGUUAUAAGCGGCGAUGGGAUUAUAAGCUCCGGUGGAGUAACCAACCCGAAUGCGCAGCUGGGGGAAAAGAACGACCAGUUAAUAUUAUUCAAUUUAAAAAACCUGCGCAAUAAAAUCACGAAGAAGGCCCCCCAAAUGACCAACAAUUAUCUGUCCUACUUAGAUCAUUACAUCGCCUCCCUACGGCUGCUUUACAACAAACUACUCAGCAACAGAAAUCUGAUAUUCAUCCUGGCGAAGGAAGUAUUUGCACCAAAAAAAAAAAGAGAUAAAAAAACAUACAAUGACGAUAACGAGUCCACAUUUGAGAGUAAGCAUUUAUAUGUACAAGAAUUGUUAGCAGCUCUGCUUCCCCAACCACCUGUCUUCCCUCCAUUCGAAAUAUGGAUCUACAUGGGAAAGAGAAAUGCCAGCCAACUGCACAAACUUCAUCUAACAAUAUACAUAAUAUACCAGAAGAUUAUUUGCAACAUAUCAAACAUCCUUUUAAAAAUAAACAACGACAUGGUGAGCUAUACAAGUAAGAGUAAAUUUAGCAAACGCAAUGGGACGGACUCGCUUAAUGAUUAUGUGAAUGACAAUGGGGACGGGUUGAAGCGGACUGGUUGCCCCUUCUUAAGUGCUACAAAGGAGGGAGAAGCUCCCUUUGGGGGACCCAACAGAAGUGAGUACGUGGCCAAGAGGGGAGUCCAGGACAGGCAAGGGGCUGUCGACGUGGAGGAUGUGGACUAUCUGAUCGAAGAAGAUGACGCGGUUGAAGCGGUUCAUUCGAUUGACGCGCCCGACUCAGUUUCUGCCGUUCGCGCGGCGGACGACGCGGUGUGCAUCCCCGUGAAGUCAGAGCGUGCGACGAGUUAUAGCAGCCGCCCUGCCCACACCAAUGAAGACGAACCCAAUCUUCAUAAAGGAGACAUCCCCAGAAAAUGCUUAUUCCGAAUUGACGAGAAGUUAGCCAUUAUGAUGACUUCAAUUGAUAACAUAAGAAAAAUGAUGAACUCAGCAGAAGGGGGAAGAAGCAAUAGUAGUAAGGACCCGUCAGUGAACUCCCCAAAUGGGGAAAGCAAAGCGACCGACGUGAUGGCGCCGAAGUUGGACCAUGUAGGCGAAGACGGGGAUAAUAACAUCCAACAGGAUGACAAAAGUGGCAUUGGAGAAGAAGACAGGAUCGGUAAACAUACGAAUCGUAUAAGUAAAGGCAUCUCUCUAGGUGGGUGUCCCCCCCCACACAUUAGCAUUAAUCCUAAUGAUAGUCAAAUAGUCGCGUAUCAUGAAUUAACAGGUAGUGAUGGACGACCCCUCUUUGAAAGGGUACCCACGUUUAAGUCGCAUUAUAGUAACUCCAUAGACAAGGACAGUGCUCUAAAAUUACUAAACGAGCUAAAGUACGAACUUAGAAAUGUGUACAACGAAAUACGAUCUUUAAAGAGGCAUGACAGUUACUACCUAUCCAGUGGAGAUAACGGAGAGGCGGGAACCUCCCUAGAAUUGGUGAACCCCAAUGAUGACCACGGGGAGGAUUAUGCUGCUGUUCCGUCAGAUCUGGGUGCAGUUUCGAAUAGGAAGAUAAAAACGGCAGACGAAACAUCCCUCUUAAACGAUUUUUUAUACAGCCAAAGUGAAAGUUGCAACCCGUUGGUGAAUGCACACACACGGGAUUACUACCCUUGCGCGAGUAAAAAAAAUGGAAAAAAGAUAAAGAUAAAUCUGAAGAAGCAAAAUGAAAUACUUAACAGUCUCAUAAAUAGCAACAUCUGCUCCAAAGAACAAGUCAAUAAAGACAUUAUCUAUGACUUGAAGUACACAGAUGAUAUUUUCAAGAAGCUUUUAUUUUUAUGUCGUAAUUUUUACACCAAUUUAUCUGACUAUAAGGACUAUGCUUUGGAGUCGUUUCACCAAAAUGAAGUAGACUUAACUAAUUUGAGUGAACACAACACUUUUAGCUACAUGGAAAAUCAGCCAUUCUUUUCUAAAAGGCCACUGCUCCCGAGUGGAGAAUUGCUACCUCAGGAGGAUUUUCCAGCGGGGAAGUACCAACUGGAGGUUAGCGACUCCCCCUUGUGCGACGAAAAUGGAGAUGUUGACUCGCACACUAUUGAGAAGGUGAGUGGCCUCCCCUUCAAAGCGGAAGAUCACACGUUAAAUGUGGCUCCAGUCAUGGGCAGCGGCGAUGGGGACCACGGCGUUAACUCGGGCGAGGAGACUCUUCUGAGUGACGAGCAAGUGGGAUCAACGAACUGCGCAGAGGUCGCCAACCGCGCGAACUACGCGAGGUACACAAAUUUGACAGGUGCCUCCCUGUAUAAUGCGUCAGACAGCUCCAACCCAAACAGUCAGGACGGCCUCCAUGGAAGGAGCCCCUCCUGGGUGAAACUACCGAUGGAGAAGAAAGAAGAUAAAGAAGGUGCAAACCAGGUGGAUGCCUUUUUUGCCAAAUUCGAUGGCAAGGAAGAACGGAUAGAAGCUUAUGGAGGAGAGACCCCCCAAAGUGCGAUUUUGCAGAUGGGUGAAAUGGACAGCUACGCAGCUGGCGCUUGCACGGGUAGAAACGGAGGCGUACGUUAUAGCCCUUCUUUCUUAAAAGCCACUAAUUCGAAUUAUGCACAAAUGGAAGUAGGCUUCGGUAACGUCGCGGAGAAUGGGGGGGAGAAUGGCGUGGACUGUGAUGCGAACUGUGGCCCGGACAGUAAUGCUGUGCAUGCCUCGCCAGAAACGCUGUUUAGUAACACACAAAGCGCACUUCACUAUAGUUACCCUAAUCAGCAACAUGGUGGCGAUGGCUACAGCGACGUAAGAAGUCUACCCUUUAGGGAUACAUCUCAUGUCAAUUCGGAACACCCAUAUGUGGAACGUGCACCAGUCUCUGAAGGGGUUGCUGUCAGUCUGGAUGAUCCAUAUGUAUUGGUAAAAAAUACGGAAGAGCUAACCAGGCAGGGAAAAUAUAUGACCAAUUCCUACGUGCAAAACGAUGUGAGGAGAGCUGAAAAUUGUAGUUACCUUUUAAGCAAUGCACAGAAUGUGUGCUAUCCAAAUGAGGAGAAUUUGCCAAUAGACUUUGAAAACACCGAAGGGCUAGUCCGUAACGAUUGUGCCAAGUAUGAGCAGUGUCUUCCCAACGCAUAUGCUGUUGACACGAAUGGGAAUAUGAGAAGUGGUGAUAACUUCCAAAGGUUCAAUACCCCAAUGGCCAGGUGCCUAAAUGCUGAUGGGAGCUACGUUGGAGGGGAUGUAAUGGCGAAUUGUCUCCACGUGCCCCAUUCCCCAUACCAUAAAAACCAACCGUUCGGUAUGUCCAGAUGUGUUGGUGCGAAUGGGUUCGCGGUCAGAGAUACGGAUUCAUCGAACCAUAACGGAAUAAACAGAAACGUAUGUUACUACACGGAUGGGAGUGCACUUCCCAGUAUGCUUAACUACCAGGGGGCACAGAAUAGUUUCCAAAACAGCACCGGUGAGAACGAAAUGGCAAGUGACCAAUUUGCAACCAAUGGGGCAACAAAUAAUUUUAUGAGUGUCAAUGAUGCAGGGAUGAUUAACCAGUUUUCCUUUGCUGAUGAGCAAGCGAUAAACAUGCACCGCGUGGAUAAUCUGCCCCAGGGUACUUCCACCUACCGACUCAUAGGGCAGAAAAACACGUUUAAAGAUGGCCUCAACGAAGGGGAAAACUUCACAGAAAAAAUGUACAACCAUAAUGGUAACUACUUUAAUAAUAUCAAUUUGAGAGACACUACAGAAGAUGUCUCAGAUAAUGAAACGAACAGUGGAGGAGGCAAUCACAUCUUGGGAGAGGAUGAAAAUACCUUUGAUGGGGGUUCCUCAUACUUUUUAAAGAAUGGCCUUAUCACGAAUGACAUGUCUUCUGACCAUUGGAAGCUCACGUCAAACUUUGCAAACAAGCUAGAGGGAGUGAAGAGCGAAUCGGGGAAUGGAGAAGAGAUGCACGUACGCAGCAAUGGUGAAAAGAUGAACAUAUGCAACAAUGGAGAACACAUCAACAUAUGCAACAAUGGAGAACACAUGAACGUGUACAACAAUAGAGAACACAUGAACGUGUGCAACUUAAAGGGAGGAGAAAUGAUGAGGAAUAAUAGCCCACCCGAGGCUCACACAUCCCCCGAAUCUCCAAAUGAGUACCCAAACAGGACAGACGAUCGAAGAGAUCACAAUUUGACCAAUGAUGCCAAUAAAAUCAAGCUAAAAAAAAUGCUCGAAAUUACUGAUAAGCUAAUUGGGAAGAAAUACAGAGGGAUAUCUUACGACCCCACCAGAAAUGGAUGGUCAACCUUUGUAUAUAAAGAUGGCGUUAGGAGGAAGAAAUUUUUUUCCUCUUAUAAAUACGGAAACCUAUUAGCUAAAAAGAAGUCCAUAGAAUGGAGACUAAAAAACUUAAGUCCAGAUUCACAUGCGUAUGUGUUUUCUCUAAAAGCGAAAGAAGAAUUUAAUGCCAUUUUGAAUGAUGGCUAUGCAGAUAUCAACAAUGUUAACUGUGACAGUAGGGAUGGGGGAAACGACGGGGAUAGCUCCAACAAUAGGGACAUACUCUAUGUGAAUGCUUUUAUCAACCUUUUUAAUAGCUCUGCAGGAAGGAAGAAAGAUGAGCCGAAUGGGGCGAAUGGGCCGAAUGAGCCGUUGUGCCAAAUGGAGAAAUCGUCCUAUGAAGAAUGUGCCGAGGAGCUUACUAGGGAAGGCACACAAGAUGGAAGUGGACCAGGCAGUAGUGAGCUCGCCAAGGGGCUCGGCGAGGCGAAUUACAAAGAUGGAGGAGCGCUUAGGGGAGACAUCGAUGGACACACUGAUGAGGGAAGUAACGACAGCAAUGGAGGGAGUAAUGAUGGAAGAAAUGGUGCACGCAAUUAUGGGAAGAAUGGUGGAAGCAAGGAUGCCCGCUUGAAUGGCUGCCAUGACCCCAAUGCCAGCAACAUCGAUCGGGAAACCCCCUGCGCAAGCCAAGAGAGGAAAGAAUGUAACAAAAAAAAUUACCAGGGAAAUAAUUCAAUGGCACAGAGUACCCAUCUGAGUAGCCACUUGUGCGAUGAGGCAGAUGGCUGCCUACCCCCGAAUGGUGAUUUAUUCCUCUAUAAAAAUUACUGUUCGAUACUACUAAAUGAGGAGGAAGCCUCGAGAAUGGAAGCAGCAAAUGGGUCCACCUGCGAAAGUGGGAAAAAUGGGCUGAAUGGACUAAAUGGGCAAAAUGGAAAACUGGACAACUUAAAUGACAGCGCGGAGGAGGAGACGAAAUCGACGCGAGGAGAGAUCCUAGAUCAGACAGCGCAUUUCCAAAUUGUAAAUGGAGAAAACCAAGAAGUGAUGAUUUUUCCGCAUGCAAAUGAUGUGUCCCCUCCACAUUGUGGCGCACUCCCCAGGGAGGGGCUAGACCCUCGCCUGGCCAAUGGAGAUAACUGUGCAGUUACGCCAUGUGGAAAUAGGAAAAAGAGAAAAAGGCACAUCAUAAAGGGUGAAGGGAGGAAGCCUAUAGGGGAAGGCGAACCCAUUAUGUCUCCGACCGCCAAACCAAACGUGACAGGAACGGGCGAACACUUCACUAGUGCGUACAUCGCGCGAGAUGCUUCAGAGGCUGGUUGUAGCGACACCUCCAGCAGUGACCUGUACGGAAGUGACACCGGCAGCUGUGAUGGUAGGAGCCAUGGCCCACUCCAUGGAGACCGGAGUGAUGACAAGUUCAAAAGGUGGAUCGACAGUUGCCUGAUUCAUUCGAUGGAGGAAAGCCACCCCUCGUUUGAGCAAGAAGAGAGUACCUGCAAAAAUGACACAGCCAGGAAGGACAACUCAAAGGAGACCCUUAAGUACGUAAAUAAAUGCAUAUCAAAGAAUGACCAUUUCCAACGUCUUACUUGUGGCAGCGGAGGGAACGAUAACAACAGCGUCCAUAUGCCUUAUAAUAACGUAGGGUGUUACCCAGAUGGGAAUUGUCUGACCAGUGGGCAGCCCCUUCUAAACGGUGUAGCUUCCACUCGUGAAAAGAGCCUUAUAAAGACAUUUCAUCCGGUGGAAUGUAAGAGCAUUCCACAGGAGCAGCUGGUGAUCGAUGGGAUUGUUAAUAGGGCAGAACCACAGCACAUGGGUGGAGGGAAGGACAAUAGUUUCAUCUCUGGGGAGAUAACCCGUUUGGUUGGAUUUAGCCAUCAAAUGGAGAAGCAGUUUAUGUAUUCGAGUGAGGAAACUGAAAGGGGGUCCCCGAACGUGCUGGAUUGUAGCUUGAGAGGUGACUCCGGUAGGGGCGCGAAUCAAAAUGAAUCUCCAAAUGGGGUGCAAGACUGGACCCCCAAUGGUAUCACUGAGGAACGGGCAGCCCAUCAUAAGGGAGACCUCUUCCUGGAGAAUAAAGACACAAGUGAUAAAAAUUGUUUACUUUACAAAGAUACCCUACUAAGGUAUAUGAACGAGUGUACCUGCACGGGGGAAGAAGAAAAAAGUGUUUUCCUCCAAUUUUUGAGAUUAACCCCCGAGUGGGUUCUCCUAGAAUUAGACGAAUUGGAAGAAAUGUAUCAUGGCUAUUUUAGGAACAAAAUUGAAUCAUUUUAUAAAUCCUACUUAGUUAAGAUAAGCAGUCAGAAUAGUAGUACCCUUAGGGAGGUACCCGAGGAAGGGUCCUGUCGCUCAACCAGUGGCAUCCCUCCGAGACGCAGCGAAUAUAUUAGAGAACUUCAACUCAUUUUUGAUAAAAAAUUGAGUACCCUCUGGAAAUGCAUGAUUUUCCCCAUAGAUUUCCUCUACAUAUUAAACUACAAAAUUUUUAGAAUCUUAAAAACGAUGAAUAAGAACAAGGUUAAAAGUGCCAAACAAGAGAAAGACAAACAGUUCAAGUGUACGUUGAAAGGAGUCAAUUUCGUCAAGUAUAAAAGCGCAUGGUGUUUUACUUACGUAGACUUGGAUGAUAAAAAGAAGGAAAAACUAUUUCCUAUUAAUGACUACGGCUUUAUGGAAGCAAAAACGUUAUCCAUUUUGUGCAGAAAAAGCUUUGUUCUCCAUUUAACCAAAAUGUAUACCUUUUUGAAAAAUGUCUUAUUAAGAAAUAAAGCCGAAUCGGGGGGAACGAUAACUAAACUGAUCAAUCCCAAGUCAAUAAAUAAUUUCAUCGAUUAUUACAAGAAGUAUGAAGAGUUCCUUGUCUGCUAUGGAAAAAUCGUCUACUUCAAUGAAAGCAAAAAUGUAUUUCUGACAUCGAAGAACAAGCGGGAUCCUCUGAAUUAUGUGCCUUUCGAAAUCAGACAUAAAAUGUCUGGCGAAAUAGAACCCUUAAAUUUAAUAACUGCAACGCGAAAUUAUUUUUCCAAAAAAUCACAAAUGAUUAAGUUUCCCAAAGGGAUAGUCUAUCUGUCUGGCUACUUCCUAUGGGUUCUAUUAUUCCUCAAUCAUAAUAAUAAAGAAGUAAUUAUCUCCUUCUCCGCUCGGAAGUACUCUUUCGAAACAGCCAAAGCUAAAUGCUUCCAGUGCUACUACUUCUUACUCUAUAAGUAUAGGUUCCGCCCCAUCAACAUAUCAGGCGUUGUAGACCUUAUCCUGGAGACCGAUUUAGAGUGUAAAAGUUACAACCUUCUGGAUUACGAAGCGGAAGAGAUAAUGCCGCUGGAUUGUUUGUUCCAUUUUUUUGCCCCUUCAAAUUAUGUGCUUCAGAAUGGGGUUAUUUAUAAAAGGCUUCUUCUUAAUCGGCAUGUUCGUGAGGGGGACCUGUGGAGGGAGCAAUACGACUCGCUAUUCCCCAAUGAGUAUGUCUCCUUGGACAACUUCCAAACGUACGAGAUUGAGGACGACUACCUGGUGGCAGUGAAUGAGGUGCAUGGGAAUUUGGGGCCCAAUGCAUCGGUGGAGGUUCCACUGAACGGGUACAUGAACAGCGAGGGGGAAGGCUAUACUGAGGUGAACCUACUUAACGAUGCAGAGGUGGCUAUUGGGCAGAGGCAGUACUACUCCCCGUUUGAGUUCCCCUCCCUGCGCCAGGAUCAGCGUGACUGCUACCCGUACAAUCUAAUAGAACAUAGCGAAGGUAAUGAGUGCCCAGCCCCGAAGCAUCGGCACUCAGGGGACGACUUGCUGCUUUAUCACGACAUGGAACAGGCGAAGAAGGACAUCCCCCUUGACUUUACGGACGACGAAAAUGGAAAAUCGAUACGUCUGAAAAGGAGGGAUAUCUACCUGGGGAAAAGUGUCAAACGGGGGAAUUACACAAAUUUGGAUGGCUCACCGGAGGAGGUGGACGCCGUCCACUGCGAGGAGUACCACCUUCGCACUGACAAUGAUGGGAGAAGCGGUAGUAGCGGUAGUAGUGGUAGUAGCAGUAGUAACCGUAGUAACGGUGGCGAUGAGAAAGCGGCUCGAGAACUAGGGGCAGACCAGCAGCAGGAGCAGAAGGAGAAGGAGAGAAACCAUGGGACAUAUGACCCAAGUAGUCAACAUAACGAAAACUUCACAAUGUGCCGAAGCGAGAGAGUAGGAAUGACCAGCUGGGGGAUGCACCUCACGUGUGGAAAUUCAAACGUGAGGAGUCUCCGUGGGGGGCAGAACAUCGAAGAGGACCACGAAAGGGGAGAAGAUCAUCCCACAGUGAAUGCUGGAAAUGGAAGGGCACCAAACGGACAAGUCAGUUCGGAUAGCAUCGAGAGGAGUAACGACGAGGAAAGUGAUUACCAUUUGGAAAAAAAGGAACAGAAAAAAGGAGGCAUCAUUGGACAGAACUUAAACACAAGGGAGUGCAGCAACGAUGAGCAAAGUACACAAGGAGGUAGACAAGAGACUUUUCUAAAGAACGCAGAGUACUACUACAAGGACGUCUGGAAUAAAAACAUUUUUCACUUCUUCGAUAAUAACAUACAGGAUGAAUAUUUAAAAAGGAAUUAUAAUUCCCUGUUUAACAAUGAGGAGGAGAAAAAUGUGGUGUUUAAAAAAAUCGUCGAAAAGGAAGAACACAUAGGAAUCUUCCUAAUGCUUAAUUGCCAGUGGCUUUCAGACUCCUUUGUACAUAACAUAAAUCAGAUCGAAACGAAGUAUGCUGAUAUUUAUUCCUUUGAAAACUAUCUCAAUACACGUGAAGAGGUCCUAAAUUGGAAGUGUGAAAAGAAUUUUAUUAAAGACUGCGCUGAUAUUGCUAAGAAAUGUCCUCGAGUUGUUGGCGUUCAUUAUGAUACACAUGCCCAUGCCUGGGUCGUCAAUUGUACCUCUAAUGGGAAGAGACGGGAUAAAAAAUUUUUGGUGAAAACGUUUGGCUUUUUGCAGGCGAGGAAGAUGGCUAUCGCCCACAGGGAGAAGUGGCAGCAGCAGCGGGCCCUCCACCUGGCGAGGAACGUCAAUGGGAAGGGCGCGUCUCGCGUGGAGACGCAUCAAAUGGGAAUAAAUGAUUAG
Messenger RNA from Plasmodium inui San Antonio 1, 11580 nucleotides. RefSeq lists its product as hypothetical. Gene Ontology annotation, molecular function: DNA-binding transcription factor activity. NCBI's taxonomy places the organism in Eukaryota, Apicomplexa, Aconoidasida, Haemosporida, Plasmodiidae. The record is from RefSeq and is a predicted model, not a curated record. The transcript has 2 exons. Gene Ontology annotation, biological process: regulation of DNA-templated transcription. Bases 1 to 11580 code for a protein of 3859 amino acids.